GUUGGGUGGCAGACAGCCGUUGCUCGGCUGACACGUAACUAAACUUAAAGGUGUUUUGGAGGCCUCGUCCUGGUCUUCAAAUUUGAACUUUUGCUCAGGCUUAUCCAAACUGCGUCGGAAACGCUGAAGUCAGGAAGCAGGAGAAGAAAUCGUCAGCCUUUGGUUUGUUUUUGCAUUUAGAAACAAGGGACAGCAGGGCUUUGACUUGUAGCCGAAAAAUCUGAGCGGAUACUCUGAAGUCGCCACGGAGAGUCUUGAGUGGAUGUGGCCGCGUAAAAAUAAUGCACAGAAGAGCAGAUAUUAGAGUCUAACUUAUAGUUUCGGUGUGGAAAUGCUCGGGGAGUAAGGGGAAAGGAGGGGGGGAAGGGGAGAAAGUUGAGUCGGAAGUUUACAGCAGCAUAGCUGGGGCUUUCUCGUGCUGAGAGUGGAGAGAGCUGCGGGUCCAACAUGGGAAACGGGGUGCGCUCCCGGAGGCAGCGGAAGAUCUUCCAGUAUCUCCUGUUAGUCACCGUGGUCUGCGGGGUGAUGUACGGGGGGAUGAUAUCCUACGAGAUGCAUAAACAACUCAAGAGGACAGAGGCGAUCUCCCUGAAGUAUCAGCAACAUCAGGAGUCACUCUCGGCUCAGCUCCAAGUGGUUUAUGAGCAUCGCUCCCGGCUGGAGAAAUCUCUUCAGAAGGAGAGGUUAGAGCACAAAAAGGCCAAAGAAGAUUUUCUGGUUUAUAAACAGGAGUCACAACAAUCUCUGAACAAGGAAAAGCAGGAGGCAAACAGCAGGUUAAACUCUUAUCAAGUGCAGCAUCAGAUGUUAAAGAAUCAGCAUGAGGACCUGAAGAGGCAGUACUCCGAGCUGCAGGAGCAGCACCAAGUGCAGGGCGAGGACCACAGCCGACUGCUGGAUGAACACAGGGAGCGCUACGAUAAACUUCAUCAAACCAAAGAGGGGGAAAUCUCCCAACUCAAAGACAGUGUGUAUAAUCUAAGAGAGGAAAAUAAACAAUUAAGGAAAGCGCACCAUGACAUUCACACACAGCUACAGGAUGCACAGAUCCAGCAUCAGGAUCUGAAGACAGCCCACGACCAGCUCGCACUGACACUGGAGGACCACAAGAGUGCGCUGGCUGCAGCUCAGGCUCAGGUUGACCAGUACAAGCAGAUCAAGGAUUCACUAAACAGAGUACCCAACCAGCCACAGCAAGAGCGAAAACCCUUUCCUCAGCAGACGCAGGCAGCCACCGUAACAGCCGUGUCUCAUGUCCAUGAAGCCCAUCCAGGUGCUACACUGGUGCAGUCUCAUAAAGAAGAGCAUGUUCAGGAAGAUCCCCAGGCUCACUGGGACACUGAGUCAAUGGUAAUAAAAAUAUUUUUGGACCAUCAGAAGGAGAAGGUGAAUGCCCGGUCUGAGAUCAUUUCUCACCCCGCUGUGUCCCAGAACACCUUUUCUGAGAGAGAGGAUGAUGGAGAGGGAGAGGCGGAGAGGAGGAGGGAGCUGGCUGAGGAGGAGAUGGCCCAAGCGGGGCAGCCUCAGAAGCUGGAGGAGGACCCGGACCAGCCUCAGGAUGAGGAAGAGGAGGAACCAGAGCAAGAGAAGCCAGAUGAGAAUGUUUUGGACCGACAGAGACGCCAUCCUCAGCCGGAUGCCCACGAAGUGCUGCAUCAGGAGGCCCAGCUGCAGCGCCAGGCACCAGCCCAGGUGCAGCAUGUGAAGUCAGCCUACGAGCAGCAGCAGGAGCAGCAGCGCCUGGAGGCUCAGAGGGCCGAGGAGUGGAGGCAGCUCCAGAUGCGACAGCAGGCUAUGCAGGCCCAGAGGCAGAAGGUGCUGAAGGAGAGGGAGCAGCGGCUAAAGGAGGAGCAGAAGAGAGAGGUGCAGCAGCACAGGGAGGCCGACAGACGGGAGCAGCUGCUGAGACAGGAGCACCUAAGGAAGAGGACCCAGUAUGAAAACAUGGACAAUGAUAUGGGUCCAGGGGAAGAAAACCAUCAUAAUGACAAUGAAGAAGUUGGUGCGUUAACAGAGAGAGAUGGCAAUAUGUUACACGAGGAUGAGGAAGAAAAACAAGAAGUGGAUCACAGAGUGCCACAGCAUCAGGGUGCUGUUGAUGGUGAUGUUGACCCCGAAGACGACCCCAACAACCAGGGAGAGGAUGAGUUUGAGGAAGCUGAAGAAGACCAGGCACCGCGCAGGGCUGCUGAAGAGGAAGAAGAGGAGCCGGCAACACACAUAAAAACUCACCCAGGCCCUGAACAUCCUGCUGUGGAGGAGGAAUUAGUGAUGGCUGGAAACCCAGAUCAACAGGAAGACACACUGGAUGACCAGUACCAGGAAGAAGUAGAAGACGAGGCGCAGGAGGACAUUAACGGUGGGCAAAAGAGAGAUGAGGAGGAAGAGGAGGGAGUUGAAGAGGAAGGAGAGGAUCCAUAUAAUGAAGAGAAUGUAGAACAGGUUGGAGCAAAAACCCAGGAUCAACCAAGAAAAGAGGGGAAUCACCGAACCAGAGCAAAGGAUAAUGAGGAAGAGAAUUAUGAGGAGGAGGAAGAAGAGGUAGAUGAAGAUGCAGCUGGUCGAGACAAGAGAAAGAAUCGGAGGGCAGAAAUGUAGGAUGAGCACAAACAUCAGCUCCAGUGCCUUUUUUUUUGGCUUCUUGUUGAGCCAUUUGGGCCUUUCUGUAAGUUCCUAAAGGAAUAAAACCAUCCAUUCAUUCAGAAUUCCACUUAGGAAAGUCUGGAAAUUAUGCCUGGAAGAUGGGCAGGGAUGCAAACACUGUACACUGUGGAAAUGGACACAAUUUGUAGGGCGUGAAUGGCCUAUAAACUGUAUUUCUAUUUGUAUUUUUAUUUGUUUUUCUGUCUACUCGCAUGUCUGCCUGCUUGUCUAUCUGGUUCAGAGAAUGUAUUUUUUAUCAAUUUGCUGCCUUUUGAUUAUUUGUAAAGAAAGCAGAUAAAUUAUGCCAUAAUUUUGUCCUCAUGUUCAGACUCUGUUGUUUGUUUAAUGCAGACCCAAAGUUUACGUCUUGCAUUCCAAUCACUUGUGGCAUUUCUGUUAUUUAUUGCUGGUGGAAGCAACUCUGACAAUCAAAAAAUGUGCAGCACUUCUCUUUUUCUUCCCCUGAUGGAAGUAGUUGGAUGCAAAGGCUUUAACCAGUUAAAGGCUGACACAGGAACAAUUUCACUGGAUAUUUCAGCAAAUGCCAAUCAAAAAGGACAUUUCUGGUGAAGCUGCUCUACACAGUGUUAUGCUGACAUGUGCCUUUCCAUUCUAAAAAAAAACCUCUGCUAGAUCUUAGUCAUUUUCCAUUAGAAAAGCCAUUUAAUAGGACAGAAGAGGGGUAAGCCUGGGUUUGUGAGUGUGUGACUAUUUUAAAUGAGCUGCCUGCGUGAAUUAAAUUCACAAACCCAAUGCAGUUUACUAAGUGUCUUAAAUGUACUGUACGAUGUACAGUCAAAUGUUUGUAAAUUUGUACACCUGUUUCUUUUUUUUUUUUUAUACAAAAGGAUGGAUUGUGGUUGUAUUGAACCAUGUUUGUCAUCUAGGUGUUGUGUGUAAUAAAGAUGUCAAAGGGUA
Messenger RNA from Melanotaenia boesemani (Boeseman's rainbowfish), 3561 nucleotides. It is a transcript of the gene golim4a, whose product is annotated as golgi integral membrane protein 4a. The record is from RefSeq and is a predicted model, not a curated record. The coding region runs from base 448 to 2598 and encodes 716 amino acids. The transcript is spliced from 16 exons. Gene Ontology annotation, cellular component: Golgi apparatus; Golgi membrane. NCBI's taxonomy places the organism in Eukaryota, Metazoa, Chordata, Actinopteri, Atheriniformes, Melanotaeniidae.